Molecule: messenger RNA, 4489 nt
Organism: Papilio xuthus (Asian swallowtail)
Lineage: Eukaryota; Metazoa; Arthropoda; Insecta; Lepidoptera; Papilionidae
Gene: M7BP
Product: Myosin-7a binding protein
Exons: 15
Coding region: 245-3733 (1162 amino acids)
Source: RefSeq, a predicted model, not a curated record
UCGCAUACAUCCAGUUUCGCAAUUUUGUGCGCUAAUUAAUCACAAUAAGGGCGAUAAUUGAGUGACUUGUUGGUUUUAUCGUGAUUGUGAUAAGGACAUUUUUUUCCUUGUGCGUUUACGUGUAUAGUUUGCUGAUAAUUUUUGAACGUAAAAUAGAUCUUAUUAACAUGGACAUGUCACAAGUAAACUAAAAUCAUAAGCAUUGUCUAGUGCUUUACUUUACGUAGUGCCAUAGUGUGUGAAAAUGCCGGACACACUCUCACUGUCGACCGGUGUCAGCCUGGGCCUGCUGGCCGGCAUCGUGUCCGGCGUCUGCUAUCUCAUGGCUAAUGGAAUUAAUUGGCCUAGAGAUGAAGAGAUCUAUAGAAAGCACAAACAACGCAGCAUAACAUCAUCUGCUAAGCCGAGCGUGUGCGUCCAAUGCGGGGGACACACUGAGGGCGGUGUUGUUCCCUGCGUGUGUCACAACCACAAGCCUGUGAAGUUCGAGUCUGGUGCAUGGUUCCUGCGGCAGGCGCAGCGCGCGCUCAGCAUGAUGCCCUGGUCCCUCAGCACCGACAAGCUGGAGCAGAUUGAGGAGGAGUGCGAGCCAAGCUCGAGCAUGGGCGACGUGUCCAGCGAGCUGCACAGCAUCCGGGAGUUCCUGGAGCUGCUGUCAGCGCGGCUGGCCGGAGGCGCGCUGGAAGGUACCAGGGUCGCGCCGCUAUAUGACCAUCCCGAAUAUUUACCGCAAUCCCAGCAUGGUUCAAGCGCCGGCUACGUGGGCAGCGGGGCGAGCGGUGCGCACGCGCAGCUCAAACGGCUCGUUGCCAGAGUCGUGGAGGAGGCUGCAGCGCUGCCGGCGCUGGCGCGGUACGCCGCAGCGCCCUCGCCAACGCCAACGCCCACACCCACCAUACACUCCUCAACAUAUGAAGAUCUGCUAGCUACUGCUAUAUUGAAUAAGGUGAUCGAGCGUUACCAGACCGAGAGCGGGUCCGGGGGCUCCGGGGGUCGUAGCAGUGGCAUCCACUCCGCCAGCGCCAGCCCCUCGCCCUCAGAGCGCUCAGAGCGUUCAGAUCCCCGCUCGCUGCAUUCCAGGAACACCAGAGACAUCAGUCCUCCGCUGCGCGAGGAGGAAGACGUAUCUGAUUGGGAGGAGGGCGACGCCACUGACGAGGCGGAGGCGCUACCGCGGCGCGUGCCCUUCCCGGAGUUUGGGGGAGACAUCGUGCAUAAUGAUAACGAAGAUCAUGACUUCGACGAAAUAUCGAGCAGUGACAUACAGGCCGUCGAUGGAUCUUGGGAGGAGAACUGGCUGUUUCAAAAGAAAAAAAUUAAAACGAUACAAUCCGUACCUGUACCGAUGCUGGUCCCUAACUCCAAUGCAGACUAUCGAGCGCUGAUAGGUGACAGAGACGCCGAAGACACCACCGAUCUUUCGGAUAAUGCGAGCGAUGCUGAAGAACAAGCAGCAGACUACAAGAGCGAUGUCAAAAAAGUUUUAGACUCAAAACAUAUUAUUGGAGGAAAAGCGAAAGUGCCUGAGAUUCAUACGGAUGAUUUUGAAGCAGAUAGUCUUGAUAAUAUGAUUUUUAUCGGAUCAGACGACAACGAGAAGUAUAACGACACUACAAUAGAUGAAAAUAUUUCAACCGACUUUGACAAUGAAGGAAAUAUCAAUCUUGUAAACAACAAUGAGGAGAAUGAUUCCAUUUUAUUACUUGACGUGGAAAGCGGACCGCCGCCGAAAGCAGAAUUUAAUUUAAAUGAAGAAAUACAUAGAUCUAUAUUCAACGACACUCAAACUGGAUUAUUGAUAGAUCUGGAUACAUCACAGGCAAUGGAAGCAGAUAGUUUGGAAAACCUUGAUCAUGGUCCCAAUUCAAAAAUCUUCACAGACUCUACAGCAACAAAUACGUUAAGUCGUCACGAGCGAGUCGGUGAAUAUGAAGAGACGGUAGCAGUGCCGGUGCAGAGAUACGCCGACAGUCUGCGCAGACAACAUGCUGAAGAUGAUACUAAAAGAUGCACUACCAUAGAUGAUAACGAUGAUUUGAUACCAGGUUCCAUUGCACACAGAGAACGGCAGAAAUGGCUAAACUAUGUCGAGAUGCCUAAUAAUCCUUAUUCACCUGAAGCCAUACAAAAAAGAUUAACAACAAAAAGUACUUCGUCGUUAUUCGAUUCGCUUACUUGUAAAGACAAAGAAUUUAAAGCUGAAGUUACCGAAGUCAAUCAAGUUAAUCCAGUGAUUGAGAAGGAAGUUGAUGAUGAAGAAAGAAAGCAUAAUGGUACAAUCGACGAGGAAGUAACCAACAAAAUCCAUUCGAUAACUUUAAAUGAAAAUGAAAUCGAUUCUCUUAAUGGUAAAAUCAGAAGUCCAACACACAAAAGCUUGAAACGUGUACUUUCAGAAGAAAUUCCUCAAUACAAACGAUAUGGCAGAGAUUAUUACAUAAAAGACGCCAAAAUGUCAUCUGGAGCGCGCAAAACUAACAGCUUGUGUAACAGUGAUACAAGCUCCAUAUCUUCAAUUCAUAAAUCAACCAGUUUAGACAAUUUCGAUACAGAGUUCGCUUCGCCUGUAAGUGCCAGCAGUUCGUUGAGCGACCUCGAGGCGUCCGCCCUUCAUCACAACAUCGUCCGAGCAUUUCUCAGCCCCAGAAACGCCAGUCCCAACUUUGCUAUAAAUCCCAUAUUCGAAAACCCCGACAGACCAAGUGAUAAUGAUGACGAGAAUCACUCGACAGACCGACAUUACGUCACCCGGAACGGACUAUUGAUACAACAGUUCACAACAAUCGCUACAAAUCAACAUUACACGAAAUUCGCUGGUAAAGAUGAAAUGCAAAUAUCAGUAACGACGAUGCCUAACAACAAUGACCAAAUUUUAAUAGAAUACGAGGAUGCAAAUGAGCACACGCUGUUUGUCGCAAAACCUGCAAUGGCCGAUGACACUGAUAGUAAAUUUGAUGAAAUCCUGCAAUCCGCGUACAAUCCAGACACAGCGCCGUUAACCAUAGAAAUAAUCAAUCAAGACGAUAUAUCAGAGAAAUCACCGGAAAAUCUCAUAAUUGAAAACUCAUUUAUAAGCACUAGUAGUUUAGAAGAUUCUAUUAAAAUAUAUAACGUGCAGACCGGGGAGAUUGUAAAAUGUAAGCCCGAUGAUAAGGUAUCACCCAGAUACGAAGAAACGGUUGACAACAAUGACAACAUUGAAAUACUAGAUAAGAAUCUCUCUGAGGAAAUGAACGACAGCCUCAGUACUAAUGUUGAUACGUGCGAGGAAACAAACACAACCAUUACAAACAUAGAAAGAGAAGAAAGCUUGAACAAGAUCAGUGAUAUAGAGGACAUCCUGUCGCAACUUCCUAACGUAAAAGAAUUAGCUAAAAAGUUUGUCAGUAUGGAGAACUUGAACGAAUCUACCAAGCCUCCACAACAGCCCGUAAGACGCAGAAAGAGCAAAGACAACAUGCUUAACUUCGAAGACAAAACAGACAAGCCACCGAACAAACUAAUUUACAUGCACAGUCUCACAGCUAGAAGCAUUUCUAAAGAAUUCCGGGACGAAUUGAAACUGUCGUUGGCCACACCACUCACAGUUCCCGGAGGGUCCAAAGCAAUUCCCGAAGGAUUAGAAGAGAUAUCAAAGGAAUCUAGUAGACCGGGUAGUCCAGUCCCCGAACCUGGUACUAUAAAAACUAAAUUAGCGUUCUUUGAAAGUUUAAAAUCAAAAUUGAGCAAAUAAGUUAUAUACAUUGAUUAUUUUUAAUUUGGAAUGUGAUAUUUAUAGAUAAAAUAUUCUAUUUUCUUAUAUUACAAAUAUUUAUUUUCAUUAUUUAGAUUUGAAAGUUAUAUAAAAUAUUUAAUCUGUACAGACAUCAAUAACAUUUUCGUGACGAUAAUCAGAUGCAGGCAUCGUCGUUUCUAUAUAUAAAUAAAUAAAAAUUGUCAUACUACAUUUGGUUUACUGUUUGUAAACCAUUUUCGUAGAUAAAUCACUCAUGUCACAAAACUACAACUUGAACGAGAAUAAACGAACAUAAUUUAAUUUUUAUUGCUGGCAACACUGAAAUGGCUAGAUUAUAAAUAAACAAUGGUGAUCUGUUAUACUAUUGUGCGGUUGGAAGAUUUUUUUAUCUUUAUUUCAUUGGAUCAUUCAAUCGGUGUCAUUAAAUUAUUAUUAUUUACGAGUUUACGAACAUUAGGAUGAUGUAAAUAUUUAGUGCCAUUUUGUAAUCAUUAUUCGUGUAUUUAGCUAAUGCCAAAGUUCUGAAUAUAUUUCUUAAAUUGGUGUGUAGGGUAAUAUUUUUCCUCUGUGGGUUGUGUCAUGUUCAUAAUAUUCAAGAAUUUAGUUUUAUGUUACAAUUAUUUAGAAUUAAGAUGAGCAAUAAUAUUCAUCACAUUUACAGUGAGAACAUAAGAUUGUGAAAUAAUAUGUAAAUUAUAUUAAAAUAGACAUAAAUGUUACCUUUUUAUGGAAUAACUAUGUAAUUUGUAUCUU